Ornithorhynchus anatinus (platypus) is the source of this 881-nucleotide messenger RNA. RefSeq names its product spindle and kinetochore associated complex subunit 2 (gene SKA2). The record is from RefSeq and is a predicted model, not a curated record. Gene Ontology annotation, molecular function: microtubule binding. Lineage: Eukaryota; Metazoa; Chordata; Mammalia; Monotremata; Ornithorhynchidae. Bases 106 to 717 code for a protein of 203 amino acids. The transcript has 5 exons. Gene Ontology annotation, cellular component: outer kinetochore; spindle microtubule. Gene Ontology annotation, biological process: chromosome segregation; mitotic cell cycle; cell division.
GUGGGUAAGAAGGGAAAGAGAAACGUGUCUGUGGGAGCGAGCCAUUUGCCCCUCCGGAGGAGCGCGGCGGCAGGCCUGCCCCUGCCCGGCCUCGCAGGCGAGAGGAUGCCCCCCGUGCCCGCUCCGGGGGAACAGGGACCCGCUGGAUCUUUCGGUUUCUACGUUGGAGCGGGGAGCUGGCAAUGCUCGGGGGGUGGGGCCCAGGUUGGCCCGGCCGGUCCUGUUCCUCUGCAGGUUGGGGAGCAGGAUUUGAAUUCGGAGCCGUCGGGGGGAGGAGGAGGAUCGGAACGCCAACUAGAUUUCAUGACUUCAGGAACUUCGGCAUCCUGGGGGUGUUUUGAAUUCCAGAAAGCAGAAUCAGAUCUGGAUUACAUUCAGCAUAAACUGGAAUUUGAAAUUAUGAAAAGCCUUCCACACAGCCCUUCUGGAGAGGAAAAUCCAGUUACGCUUUUAGAGGAAUUGUCAGAGGUGAAGUCUCGUUAUAAAGCUCUGUGUGCCCAAUUGGAACAAGUUGCUAAAGAACAAAAAGAAUCUAUGACCUCCAUCUGUACCACUUUGGAUACCACUAUGAAAAUGGUACAGCAGCUACAGCAGCAAACGAAUAUGGAGCUGUCUCCUCUGGAUGAAGAAGAGCAGUCCGCAUUACAGAAGUUAAGAACCCACUUAACACAUCAGGCUUCUAAAGGAACAGACUUGCACAAGGCAAUCGUAACAUAAUUUUUUGCACGAAUGUUUUUGUCUGUGGAUUAAUUCUUUGUAAUUUAAACAAACUGUAAUGCAUUUCUUUGGAACCUGCUGAGUCCCACAAAAUACCUACCCUGGAAGUAGCACCUUACGUGGGGGUGAUUCAUUUUUCAAAAAUAAAAAGUGUCACCAUCCUA